UUAAAGAGUUAAAGCAAUUAAGAAGGCAGUUUGCAGCAUCUUCAGAUAUUAACAAAGAACACUUUUGAUGGAGAUAUAUCAGUAGAAAUAUUUGUUCAGAGCAAUAUACGAGAAGAAGGAAAACCUUUGUGAACUGUGACAAGAGAAAGGAACAUUAUGGAAAAUGAAUUAUUUAGGAGUGAAGUUGAAUGUAAAAGAGAGUCUGAAGAAAUUGAUUUUUCUGAUGAGGAAAAGAAUGAAAAGGGCAAAACAUCAUUUGAUUGUGAUAUCUGUGGCAAGUCGUUCUCUCGGAAAGCUAAGUUAGUCAUUCACGAACGUACUCAUACAGGAGAAAAACCAUAUCACUGUGAAAUCUGUGACAAAUCUUUUUCUCAAAACGAUCACUUAACCAAGCACAAGCAUGUUCAUACAGGAGAAAAACCAUAUCAUUGUGAAAUCUGUGGUAAAUCUUUCUCUCGAAACGAUCACUUAACCAAGCACAAGCAUGUUCAUACAGACAGAGAACACAUUUCAUGAGGAAUAGAUUCAUUUCCCAAGUUACAGACAUUGUUUAUGAGUUUUAUUUUUCAAGCACAACAUCCAAAUUUUGAAAGUUUCUACUACCAUAACAAAUGCAUCUGUGUCUUACCAAGAAGUUUAUAAAGAGCAAAGGAAUGCUUCUCAGUAAACAACUCUAGACUUGUUUCUUUGCUUGUGAAUCAGUGGUCAUGUCUACAAAUGAUGGUGUCCCUGAGUCUUUUCAAAGCGAUUCAGAAAACAAUUAUAAUAAUAAUAUUUUAUCUAUUCUAAAUGAUCUUGACAUUGUUUUUGACUUUACAUAAAAUAUUCUUUACAUUC
Molecule: messenger RNA, 837 nt
Organism: Octopus sinensis (East Asian common octopus)
Lineage: Eukaryota; Metazoa; Mollusca; Cephalopoda; Octopoda; Octopodidae
Product: zinc finger protein 436-like
Exons: 2
Coding region: 157-516 (119 amino acids)
Biological process (GO): regulation of transcription by RNA polymerase II
Cellular component (GO): nucleus
Molecular function (GO): DNA-binding transcription factor activity, RNA polymerase II-specific; RNA polymerase II cis-regulatory region sequence-specific DNA binding
Source: RefSeq, a predicted model, not a curated record